CCCGCUGCGUUGCCCGCCUCGCCACCAUGACGGAACAGGCCAUCUCAUUCGCGAAGGACUUCCUGGCCGGAGGCAUCGCCGCCGCCAUCUCCAAGACGGCCGUGGCCCCGAUCGAGCGGGUCAAGCUGCUGCUACAGGUACAGCACGCCAGCAAGCAGAUCGCGGCCGACAAACAGUACAAGGGUAUCGUGGACUGCAUCGUGCGCAUCCCCAAGGAGCAGGGUGUGCUGUCCUUCUGGAGGGGCAACCUGGCCAAUGUCAUCCGCUACUUCCCCACGCAAGCCCUCAACUUCGCCUUUAAGGAUAAGUAUAAGCAGAUCUUCCUGGGGGGCGUGGACAAGCACACGCAGUUCUGGAAGUACUUCGCCGGCAACCUGGCCUCCGGCGGGGCGGCUGGAGCCACCUCCCUCUGCUUCGUCUACCCCCUGGAUUUCGCCAGAACCCGGCUGGCUGCUGACGUCGGCAAAUCCGGCACGGAGCGGGAGUUCAAAGGCCUGGGAGACUGUCUGGUGAAGAUUACCAAGUCUGACGGCAUCCGGGGGCUGUACCAAGGCUUCAACGUCUCUGUGCAGGGCAUCAUCAUCUACCGGGCCGCGUACUUCGGCGUGUAUGACACCGCCAAAGGCAUGCUCCCCGACCCUAAGAACACGCACAUCGUGGUGAGCUGGAUGAUCGCGCAGACGGUGACGGCCGUGGCGGGCGUGGUCUCCUAUCCCUUCGACACCGUACGGCGGAGGAUGAUGAUGCAGUCGGGGCGCAAAGGAGCCGACAUCAUGUACAGGGGCACCUUGGACUGCUGGCGAAAGAUCUUCAAGGACGAGGGCGGCAGAGCGUUUUUUAAGGGUGCCUGGUCCAACGUGCUCCGCGGCAUGGGCGGCGCCUUCGUGCUGGUCCUGUAUGACGAGCUGAAGAAGGUCAUCUAGGCGCCCUGCCCACUCGCCACAGCGACCAACACCUCCACAUAGAGGAAUAUCUGUUACGGACCAUCGACCUUCGAGAAAUUCCAGUGUCCUCGCGGAGGGCUGGGGCGGCCCCGCAGAGGGCUCCUCGUGACCGUCGGCCCUGGGUCCAUGUAUUGAUUACGGGGGGAGGGUAAUCGUGACGUCUUCGUGGGUCCACAGGCGGUGAGGCACCUCUACCCGCCAGACCUAGAUUCCAGGUGCUUGUAGGACCGACUCGUGUUUAAGUAUUUAUUUAAGAAAAUCUCGUCUCCAUUUGUACUUAAGCACUAUUCUCUUUUGCACAGCCGAAUAUUUAGUUAUGUUCUAUGUCAGGCGUUCUGCUGCGAAACAAUAAAAUUAGGACACACGGA
Messenger RNA from Orcinus orca (killer whale), 1312 nucleotides. It is a transcript of the gene SLC25A6, whose product is annotated as solute carrier family 25 member 6. The transcript has 4 exons. Gene Ontology annotation, molecular function: ATP:ADP antiporter activity. NCBI's taxonomy places the organism in Eukaryota, Metazoa, Chordata, Mammalia, Artiodactyla, Delphinidae. The record is from RefSeq and is a predicted model, not a curated record. Gene Ontology annotation, biological process: mitochondrial ADP transmembrane transport; mitochondrial ATP transmembrane transport. The coding region runs from base 27 to 923 and encodes 298 amino acids. Gene Ontology annotation, cellular component: mitochondrial inner membrane.